UGACGGGUCGUCCCCCAAAUGGCGGCGGCAUUCGGCAGAUGGCCGAACGGCAGUGGACUGUCGCCCAUCAUGUCUCAUUGGCGCUCGGGGACUCUGCCAUGUAUCGCCGGACCCCAGAGUCGAUCCCCCAUGGCGAAGCGAUCCCCAGGCGAAGCCAAAAGUUCACUGCUGGUUUGCUUUUUCCCGUGGGUGGAGGAGGCUCUUAUUUGGUUGCCUAACUGCGGAGUCUGUGUCUGUUGGUUGAGAAAUUUGGUAUAUAACGACCGCAUUCCAACCUGAAGGUCGAUCACCAGUCCCUACAAAGGUACCGCUCAGGCCUAACAACAACAACAAUUUUGCAUUCUGUCCCCGCCGCAAAUCAUCAUGGUCGCGCUUCAGGGCCGUCUGGCCAAGUUCAACGUCGCCAACAGGCUGGAGAAGAAGGCUCUUCUCAACACCGUCUGCCUCGUGGCCGGCAUCUCCAUCUUCUUCUUUGGCUACGACCAAGGCCUCAUGGGCGGCGUGAACACCGCCCGCAACUAUGUCGAGCUCAUGGGAUUCGGCCACUGGGACGAGGAGGCUGGACUCGUCGUUAUCGACAACCCCGUCGAGCAGGGCUGGAUCAACGCCUGCUACUAUCUGCCCGGGACUCUGGUCGGCUGCCUGGUGGGCGGGUGGCUGGGAGACCGGUACGGACGCACAACGACGAUCGGCUGGGCGUGUAUCUGGGGGAUCGCCACGGCUGCUCUGCAGUCGGCAGCCCAGAGCUCGGAGAUGAUGAUUGUUGCUCGCGUCCUCAACGGUCUAGGCACAGGCGUUCUCAACGCGGUGACACCCGUCUGGGCCACCGAGACUGCAUCACACACCUCCCGUGGCCAGUUCGUCGCGUCCGAGUUCACGCUCAACAUAUUUGGCGUCGUGGUCGCCUACUGGCUGCAGUUCGGCCUGUCCAAGAUGCCCAACCAGCACUCGUCCUUCAUCUGGCGCUUCCCCAUCGCCUUCCAGAUCCUGCCCCUGAUCGCGCUCUUCAUCGUCAUCUGGUUCAUGCCCGAGUCCCCCCGCUGGCUCGUGCGCGUAGACCGCGUCGACGAGGCCCGCUUCAUCCUCCAGCGCCUCCGUGGGGCCGAGGGCGAGGAGGGCGAGGCCGCCGAGAGUGAGCUGCAGGACAUUAUCAACAUCCGCGACAUGGAGGAGGAGACAUCUAAGCAGCAGAGCUACCUGGCCAUGUUCUUCGGCAUCGGCUCCGGCAAGCUGCACACCGGACGCCGCGUCCAGCUCGUCAUCUGGCUCCAGAUCUUUCAGGAAUGGGUCGGCAUCGCCGGCAUCACCAUCUACGGGCCUACCAUCUUCACCAUUGCCGGCAUCAGCCCCGAGGAUCGCCUCUGGGUCAGCGGCCUCAACAAUAUCACCUACAUGUUCGCCACCCUCAUCUGCGUCUUCACCCUCGACAGGAUCGGCCGUCGCUGGACACUGUACUGGGGCGCCGCCGGCCAGGCGGUCAGCAUGUUUGCGGCGGGUGGCCUCGCGCGCGCCACCAUCAACGCGGCCGAGGGCAACAAGGCCGGCGUCGGCGGCGCGGCGACCUUUUUCGUCUUUCUCUACACCGCCAUCUUCGGCGCCACCUGGCUCACGGUGCCGUGGCUCUACCCGGCCGAGAUCUUCCCUCUGCAGGUCCGCGCCAAGGGCAACGCCUGGGGUGUCGUGGGCUGGUCCAUCGGCAAUGGCUGGUGUGUGCUUCUACUGCCGACCAUUUUCGACGCCCUGAACGAGAAGACGCUCUACAUCUUUGGCGCGGUCAACAUCGCCUGCAUCGUCAUCGUCUGGGCCCUGUACCCAGAGUCCAACCAGCGCACUCUGGAGGAGAUGGACUUGGUCUUUGCCUGUGACAGCAUUUGGACCUGGGAUGCCGAGAAGAACUUCAGCAAGAUCAAGGAGGAGAAUCCGGAGCUCGUCAUGGCCGCCAAGGCAGGGCAGCGAGUUGUUGACUUGGAGGGUCGCAGGGCUAGUCAUGUGAGCAAGAGGGACGUUACGUCCGAGUGAAGGCAUGCGGUUGACGUGAUAGAUGAAUGUUUUGCUCGUCUGUCAACGCUAUAUUAUUUAAGAAAAGAAAGUUGAAUCGCUUGCUGGUGUCUUGACCAGCUCACAUGUAUGCGUCCGCC
Messenger RNA from Emericellopsis atlantica, 2138 nucleotides. Its product is annotated as hexose transporter. NCBI's taxonomy places the organism in Eukaryota, Fungi, Ascomycota, Sordariomycetes, Hypocreales, Bionectriaceae. The coding region runs from base 364 to 2019 and encodes 551 amino acids. The record is from RefSeq and is a predicted model, not a curated record. Gene Ontology annotation, cellular component: membrane. Gene Ontology annotation, biological process: transmembrane transport; carbohydrate transport. Gene Ontology annotation, molecular function: carbohydrate:proton symporter activity. The transcript is spliced from 2 exons.